UAACAGGGAUUCCACUUGUCGCUCCUUCUUCCUUCAACAUCCUCCACUUCCACCCGGCGGCGGCGGCGGCGGCGGCGGCGGGUGUGUCUUCCUUCACCGGCCGGCGCUCAGUCUUCCAGACCCUAGCUUGCUAGCAUGGUCCAAGUCCAAGCCCGCUUCCUCCGCCCAGUCUAAUAUGGACGCCCCCCGUUGGACGGAGGAGGUGGACGACCUGGUUGACGCCGGCGAUGUCCACGGAGCCAUCUCCCUCCUCGAAUCCGUCGUUUCUAACCUCUCCACGGCCGCAGCCUCCUCCUCCGCUCCUCCGUCGGGCGGCGACCUUCGCCUUGCCGCGGCGCUCGGCGACCUCGCCGGACUCCACGCCUCCCGCGGCAAUACUCUCCGCGCGGACGACCUCCGCGCCCGCGCCAUCGUCCUCCGAUCCCUCGCCGCAGCCCCCGGGCCCUUAGGGGAUCAUGAGGCGGCUGAGAAAUCAUCUUCAGAGGAGGGAGCUAUUGGUUCAAAGGACUCUGAAGUCUCAGAUAAUCUUGAAAAGAACAAUGAAGAGGAAGAGGAUGAUUGGGAGGCUAUUGCAGAUCGUGGCGCACAUGAUGAUACACUAGUGCGCUCCCUGGAGCAAGAAGCAAGGGUGUCUUCAUGUAGCUCUUCGGAGAAAAGUAGCGCCCUAUCUUCAGGACCCAAAAGGAGAGGGAGGGGUUCAUUUCUUUACGAUAAGAGUGUUCUGUACAGUGACCAGUGUGGUUCGGAAAGAGAUUUGGAUGACAAGGAGUCUAGUCCUCAGAGUGGAUCAAAGGGCCAUUUGAAUGAGCGGGGGAACAAAGCUGCUGCAGCACAAUUUGGGACAAGGCAUGUCCUUGUUCUUUAUGACUUUUCACCUAGCACGCGCACAAUAGAUUUGGAAAAGAUUUUUGAGAAGUUUGGGGACCAUGGAGUUGCCAUUCGCUGGGUUAAUGAUACUUCUGCGCUUGCAGUCUUCCAGACUCCAUCAGCUGCUAAUGAGGCGCAAGCUUGCGUAUCUCCAAGAUACAAAGUGCGGUCACUAAAGGAGGAUGAUGAUCUGUUGACAAAAAUAGAUGGUAGAGACCUAGAACCGCCCAAGCCAAGGCCAAAGACAUCUGCACGAACAGCUCAAAGGCUAAUUGCUCAUGGGAUGGGUUUAAGGCAGUUCUCAAACUUUGGCUCAGAUGAGCUGAAGAAACAAGAGGAAGAGAGAAGGAAUCGUAUCACCGCUCGACAAGCAAUGCGUGACGAGGCUUGGGGCUCAGAUUGAUCUCGAGUCUGUUGCUAUGGCUGCUCGCGACCAUCACGUCUACGAUUUUGUUGCGUGGGUGUUUAGACACUUGUUCUCUUUACCUGGUUAUAUGUUCAUUCCGAGGGAGCUGAGAAUGGCAUGAAGCCAUGAAGAUGUGAUCAGGUCGCAUCACACAAUCAUGUCGAACACACACAAUGGUGUAUCAGUUCCAGUAUUUGAAUGGUGAUGGGUAUGCUGAGCAUGCCGCACUGAA
Molecule: messenger RNA, 1505 nt
Organism: Phragmites australis (common reed)
Lineage: Eukaryota; Viridiplantae; Streptophyta; Magnoliopsida; Poales; Poaceae
Exons: 6
Coding region: 176-1270 (364 amino acids)
Molecular function (GO): nucleic acid binding
Source: RefSeq, a predicted model, not a curated record